AUGUCGAAGGAAACAAGAAUCAAGGCGUUGUUGACGAUCGACACGGUGUUCUUCUUGGUGGAAGCCAUCACCGGGUACACCGUCCACUCGUUGGCGCUCGUGGCGGACUCGUUCCACAUGCUUAACGAUAUUGUGUCGUUAGUGAUUGCCCUCUGGGCGGUCAAGGUCAAGAAUACCAAGAAGGCCGAUGACCGUUAUACUUAUGGCUGGCAGAGAGCCGAAAUCUUGGGGGCUCUUAUUAACGCGGUGUUCUUGCUCGCCCUUUGUUUUUCGAUCUUGAUGGAGGCGAUCGCCAGACUCGUGCUGCCUCCCGAAGUCACCAACCCCAAGCUCAUCCUUGUUGUCGGGUGCUGGGGACUUGCACUGAAUAUGGUGGGACUCGUGUUGUUCCACGAGCACGGGGGCCAUUCUCACUCGCACGCCUCGCUGGCAGAGGAAAACGUCUAUGGCCACCUGAACCUGCUGAGCCUGAACGUAGCCGACUACUUGCCCAACACUGUGGUUGAACGGUACCAGCCCGACGAAGAGCUGCCCUUGAUUUCCAGCCACAGCCACUCGCACGUUGGCGGUGGGUCUACCCCAGAGAAGCGCAAGUCGCUUAAUAUGGAGGGCGUGUUCUUGCACGUGUUGGGGGAUGCUCUCGGUAACAUUGGUGUCAUCAUCACCGCUUUGGUCAUCUGGAAGACUAACUACUCGUGGAAAUUCUACGCCGAUCCUGUGACAUCUCUCGUUAUCACCGCAAUCAUUUUCCUGACAGCAUUGCCGUUGUGCCGCAAGGCGCUGAAGAUCUUACUUCAAGCGACCCCGGCUAACAUGAAUCUCAAUGAGAUUAAAGACCAAAUCAAGGCCAUCCCCCAAGUGAAGCUGGUCCACUCGUUCCACGUGUGGAACUUGAACGAAGAUCAAGUGAUUGCCCUGAUCCACGUUAGAUUGAACGACAACUGUGGUACCGGCAACAGCAACAUCAUUGACAAGAAUAGCUUCUUGCAAGUGGUGGCCCAAAUUCGAGAGAUUUUACAUCGUUACAACAUCCACCAAGUGACGGUGCAACCCGAAUUCAGCGACCUGCUGUCGCCUCUGCCCGAGGCUGCUGAUGUGUACGGGCCGUCCCACAAGGGGGUGUGCUCCAUUGACGAUAUUGCUAACUGUGAUGUACACUGUAAGUAA
Diutina rugosa is the source of this 1167-nucleotide messenger RNA. RefSeq names its product Zn(2+) transporter. Bases 1 to 1167 code for a protein of 388 amino acids. Gene Ontology annotation, molecular function: zinc ion transmembrane transporter activity. Lineage: Eukaryota; Fungi; Ascomycota; Pichiomycetes; Serinales; Debaryomycetaceae. Gene Ontology annotation, biological process: intracellular zinc ion homeostasis; zinc ion transmembrane transport. Gene Ontology annotation, cellular component: fungal-type vacuole membrane. The record is from RefSeq and is a predicted model, not a curated record. The transcript has a single exon.